UAAGAUCUAUUCCAGAGACCGACUCCACCUGCUCCAAAAAAAGCAGCAGUGUUAAACUGAAACAUCUGUUUUUUCAGCUUCUGUCUAAACCUGGAGAUGGAUUUAUAUGGGAAGAUGGCUGCCACUCAAGACAGCAAACAGAAGGAUAACUCGGAUCAGAACUUUGACUACAUGUUUAAACUGUUAAUCAUCGGGAACAGCAGCGUCGGUAAAACGUCGUUCCUGUUUCGCUACGCCGAUGAUUCAUUCACAUCAGCGUUCGUCAGCACAGUGGGGAUCGACUUCAGGGUCAAAACCGUGUACAGGAACGACAAAAGCAUCAAGUUGCAAAUCUGGGACACAGCGGGCCAGGAACGCUACAGGACCAUCACUACAGCUUACUAUCGUGGAGCCAUGGGAUUCAUCCUGAUGUACGAUAUCACUAAUGAGGAGUCCUUCGCUGCUGUGCAAGACUGGUCGACUCAGAUUAAGACUUACUCAUGGGACAAUGCCCAGGUGAUCCUAGUUGGAAACAAAUGUGACAUGGAGGAGGAGAGGAUAGUGUCUGUGGACAGUGGAAGACUCCUGGCAGAACAGCUGGGUUUUGGGUUCUUUGAGACGAGCGCAAAGGACAAUAUUAACGUCAAGCAGACUUUCGAGUACCUGGUGGACGUCAUCUGCGAUAAAAUGGCCGACAGCCUUGAGAGCAACCCGGCUGAAACCACCGGAACCCCUACAACCAAACUGACUGACAACGCUGUACCGCCCCAGCAGUCCGAGUGCAGCUGCUAGUGAUACCUGCUUAGGCUGUGUGUACGUUUGUGUGUGUGUGUGUGUUGGAUUUCUGUGCUGUUGCCAAUCUUUCAAAGACAAAAAUAUAUCACCAAACCUAAAGGCCAAAUUGUAGACUGGGUAGAAGAUUUGCAGAACUUUUUACUGUCUCUAAUCUCGAACGCUAGAUUAGGACUAUCAAUAUGGAACUUGCGGUUUAAAUUACUAUUGCUCAAAAGACUAAAGGUGCCAAACUAUGACGGUGAGAAAGCGAGAGAUGUGUGAUUCUAUCACUGUAAAAGCCUUAUCUUAUGCAUUGAGGUUUAGCUAAUUGCAGAUCGACAACAGUGGAAUAUGCUGUUUGUCAUGUAAGAUGAAAAGAA
Messenger RNA from Clarias gariepinus (North African catfish), 1133 nucleotides. It is a transcript of the gene rab3c, whose product is annotated as RAB3C, member RAS oncogene family. The record is from RefSeq and is a predicted model, not a curated record. Bases 97 to 771 code for a protein of 224 amino acids. Gene Ontology annotation, biological process: protein localization to plasma membrane; protein secretion; regulation of exocytosis. Gene Ontology annotation, cellular component: synaptic vesicle; plasma membrane; endosome. Gene Ontology annotation, molecular function: GTPase activity; GTP binding. The transcript is spliced from 5 exons. NCBI's taxonomy places the organism in Eukaryota, Metazoa, Chordata, Actinopteri, Siluriformes, Clariidae.